Messenger RNA from Tilletiopsis washingtonensis, 2065 nucleotides. RefSeq lists its product as hypothetical. Lineage: Eukaryota; Fungi; Basidiomycota; Exobasidiomycetes; Entylomatales. Gene Ontology annotation, cellular component: endoplasmic reticulum membrane. The coding region runs from base 9 to 1955 and encodes 648 amino acids. The record is from RefSeq and is a predicted model, not a curated record. Gene Ontology annotation, biological process: lipid storage; lipid droplet organization. The transcript is spliced from 5 exons.
CCUCCGCCAUGGCCGCCCGUCGGCCGCCCGACUUCGCGCGCAGCGCAUCCGGGCCGCGCGUGCCGUCGUCGUCGGCGUCGGCGUCGCUGCCCUCCUCGCGGCAUGCACGCGUCUCCUCUUCGCAGCGCGUGCCUCCGCCGCCGCUGCUGCCGCCGCAAGUCUCCGAGGCGCUGGCCCAGCUGCCGCCCGCAGCCGAGUGGCCGGCGCUCGCAUUCCACGCCACCGUCAUCGCGCCCCUCGCCGCGCUCGCACGCACCAUCGUCGCGCUCGUCGUCUCGCCGCGCACGCAUCGCCUCGUGCUGCGCCUCGGCGUCCUCUCCGCCGUCGUCUGGGCCGCGCUGGCCCUCGCCGUCGUCGCAUACGUGGGCUUCUAUCGCGCCUGGGUGCCCGACAUUGGCCACACGUUUGACGUCUGGCUGCACUACGGCGCAAAGGGCGUGCCCUGGGCCGAGUUCCCCAUGCUGCCCGCGCAGCAGGGCGCGCUGCUCUUUGCGCGCGACCAGGAGUAUGAUGUCAGCCUGGACCUGGCCGUGCCGCUGAGUGCGGCGAACCUCGACCUUGGCAACUUCAUGGUCUCCCUUGACCUGCUCACUGCAUCCAACAUCUCCGUGCACUCCGUCUCUCGUUCCGCAAUCAUCACUCAAGUGCCCGCGGCUCUUCGAGCAAUCGAGGCCUUCACGCAUACCCUGACGCGCGCCGACCCACUGAUCCUGCCUCUUUCCACGAACCCCACCACCAUUCUCUCUCUGCCUCUGCUUCGUCGACAGAUCCUCGUGCCCGCCGCCUCGUCGCAUCCCUUCACGCCGCGCCCCGACCCCGUCGUGCGCGCACGCGUGCGCGUCGGGAGGGAGGAUGCGGAGCUGUAUUGGAAGUACGGAGGGGGACAUGGAGUGGGAGGUGUGAGAGAGGGAGGCACAGUCGUCGGCGUCACCGAUGGCUUCCGCAGCCGUGGCGAGUUGCAGACCACUCGAGUGCAGCUGCGCAUCGAUGCGCAUCUCAAGGGCCUUCGAUACUUCAUGUUCCACCAUCCCGUCGCCUCCUUCCUCCUCUUCACUUCACUCUUCAUGACGUUCGAGCUCGUCUCCGCCUUGACUCUCUGGGCGCUCGCAGCACUCUACACCUCCUCGCUCGGCCCGGGCGCCUCAUUGGCUGUCGAGGACAACUACGUCGACCGCGAGCGCGAGAGGACACGUCGUCGUCGCCGCCAAGACUCGGACGAGGAGGCGACGACGCCGGGUGGAGAGGCCACUCGAAGCACGCAAGAGAGUCGUUCGACAAGCAGCGAGGCUGAUGAGCAAUCGGCGAGCGACGAGACAGAGACGGAGACGGAUGUGCGCGCGCGCAGCCUGGCGUCGUUGCGCGCGCGCGACGAGGCGGAGCGGCAGGAGGCGCGCCGCCAAGAGCAGCUGCGCGACUUGGCCGAGGGCCGCCGCAUGGCGGGAGUGGAUGAAGAGGUGACGGGCAGACGACGCGUGCUGGAUCGGCUCGACGAAGAGACGGAGGAAGACACGGACGUGGGCGACAGUGCGGGCGCGGGCACGUGGGAGGAGGUGGAUGUUGAGGAGGAGGAGAGAAUGGCGGGCGAAGAGGAAGAGGAGGAUCAGGAGGAGCAGGCUCGACGCGCAGGCCUUCGACAGAGGAAGGGCGAGCCAGAGAGAGAGAGUACCGUUGGCGGCUCGGCCACCUCUCGCGCCUCCUCUCGCUCCUUCACUCCCUCCUACGCUCCCUCUUCUUCCCAAGCAACGACGUCUCGCGCCUCUUCGUCGUCUGCUAGCACCAUCCGUGGCCGUUCCGAGGAGCCUUCUUCCUCUUCGUCGCAGGCGCAGCCGCAGCGGCAAGAGGCAGCGAUCAAGGAAGAGCCGGAGGAGAGCGCCGGCUCAAGCACGCCGUCGGGCGCCAGUGCCAGCUCGCAACGCUCCGACGGCGGGGGCGAGGCGGAUGUGGAGCAGGACUGAAAGUCGAGGGCCGCAGAUGGACCUGCCGGGCUCCCUGUCACGGCCACGUACAAGACGCAUGCGAUGACUUGAAUGAAGCACUGAUCUGCACGCGCAUGAGACGUUCAGAG